CGACCCUCUCCUUAACGACGACCUGCGGGAAGACAUCUCACAUCACGACGACGACAAACGGCACAGCGACGGCGUUUGAUCCAUAUGCCUUUUAUGACUUCACCAAGAAUCAACUAGACACAUCCAGGACUUCAAAACCCAAACUGCUGGCGGCAUCGAGCCCCCAUUGCCUCACCCUCCUCGGUAGGCACAUACACCGAGUCCGGAGCAGGCAUCAUCACCUUUGAUUCUACCUCCAGCCCCUCGAAAUCCAAAUUCCCAAUCCCUAAUCCAUCAUAAUGCCUCCCAACAGCAAUGCGAUACCGCCGCGUAAGGAGGCAACCGGUCAACCGGCUCUACCAUUGGCCCGCGUGAAAAAGAUCAUCGGCACAGACCCGGACAUCGGCAUCUGCUCAAACAACGCAGCCUUUGUGAUCACUCUGGCAACCGAAAUGUUCAUCCAGCACCUCGCCUCAGAGGGCCAUAACAUGGCCAAGGCCGAGCGCAAACCCCGCCGCAACGUCCAGUACAAGGAUUUGGCAACCGCCGUGAAUCACCACGACAACCUCGAGUUCCUCGAAGACGUCAUCCCCAAGACCGUCCCCUACAAGCAGAUCAAGGACCAGGCCGCCGCUUCCCGGGCCCAGCCGAGGAAAGCCGACCAGGAGCCCAAGAAGCGGCAGUCUACCCUCAAGACCGGCGCCGCCAACGGCGUCAACGGCUCUGCUGAUGGUUCCGCUGCCGCCGACCCUGUGACGACGGCGCUCCACUCCGAUGACCCCGCCGCCCAGCUCGGAGCACGGUCCCGCCAGUCUGUCGCCAACGGCGACAACGAGGACGUCGACAUGACGGGCUGAUAUCCUGCCCGGUCCCUGCCGUCCCCCCCCCCUCUCCCGACCUCAUUUCCAUGAACUCCCCCUCCCCCUCGUUGACAAGCAGAUACGAAGAAUCUUCCUUCUACAAGGAGAUCAAAUGGGGGCGGUGUUCGUGCAGAAGCAUCCCCAUCCUUACCUACAUCAACACGCACAGUUACAUACUAAAGAUUGGGGGAAAAGAGCAGUAGUCUGUUUGUCUGCAGAAAUGGAAAGCAUCGUUGACGAAGUGUACGAUGAAACAGUCCUUCCCCUCUCCCCAAGUAAAGGGCAAAAGGGGACUCGGGACUUGUUCUUUUCUCUCUUUCUCGGGGCUCCAUCCAACCC
Messenger RNA from Colletotrichum destructivum, 1178 nucleotides. Its product is annotated as Putative transcription factor CBF/NF-Y/archaeal histone domain, histone-fold. Gene Ontology annotation, biological process: DNA-templated DNA replication. Bases 279 to 836 code for a protein of 185 amino acids. Gene Ontology annotation, molecular function: protein heterodimerization activity. Gene Ontology annotation, cellular component: CHRAC; nucleus. The transcript is spliced from 5 exons. The record is from RefSeq and is a predicted model, not a curated record. Lineage: Eukaryota; Fungi; Ascomycota; Sordariomycetes; Glomerellales; Glomerellaceae.